Molecule: messenger RNA, 1061 nt
Organism: Armigeres subalbatus
Lineage: Eukaryota; Metazoa; Arthropoda; Insecta; Diptera; Culicidae
Product: nematocyst expressed protein 3-like
Exons: 2
Coding region: 232-876 (214 amino acids)
Source: RefSeq, a predicted model, not a curated record
UGUUUGCGCGCGAUAAGAUGCAGCCGAACUUUUCGGUUCCCUUGGGAUUUAGAGGUCAGAAGAAUCUAAAACUGGCAAAAAUGCAACCGGUUGGUCGUUUUAGAAGAGGGCUCGGACCGAAACUUCACGGGUAUAAAAGAUGAUGGUAGUCUACCAAAUGCAGUACUCAACAUCUGUUCUGCAAUUUGCAAACAUCUGCUAAGCACAGCACACAAGAUUAAACGAUUCACAAUGCGAUUCACGAUCGUUAUGGUGGUAGUCCUACUAGCAGGAGUCUCAAUGACAUCUGCAAAGCCACUCAUCCUGACCAAAAAGUUCCUCCGAUACGUCCUGCCAACAGUAACAGCUAAAGUUGCCGGUCUAUCCGGGCUAAGCGGUCUUACUGGUCUCACUGGUCUCACCGGAUUGAGCGGGUCUCGACACCUAGGUGCAGUUUCGGGUGGCAGAACUAAGGAGUCGAUCGGUUCGGUGUAUCUGCCGAACCGAGUGUACUCCUUCCUGUUCCCCAGAGACUCGAUCAACCCCCCACCAUCGGUUGUCUACCACUCGUUGGAAGAUUACUGCGCUCCUGAUCCGUUCGUGCCAUCGCCAGUGCCAGUGCCCGCACCCUACGGAGUUCCAGUAGCUUACCCUGCCCCAGUUCCAUUUGCCUCCGGUCUACCAGCACCGCUUCCAGCACCCGCCCCAGUAGGAGUUUCACAAGAAUGGGAAGAGAGCAGUGCCCACGCAAGCGCAAACGCUAACAUUGCUCCGGCUCAUCCCCCAGUCUAUGUUGCCGAGACCCCAGCCGUACGGCACGAGGCUCCACUUCCUGGAUAUACUGGAUCAGUGUUUUCCACGAACACAGCCCCAGCACCCGGGACGGCACCAUUCUAAGAAGGCUGACCCAAACUAGGCAAAUGCGCACACACAUGACUUGGUUGGACAACAACAUGCGACGUCAGAUCUAAAGAUUUGUACGAAUGUAGUAAAUUAUUUUAGCCAAUUGUACGAUUUUAGGAUAUAAUUAUAGCAAAUUGCGUCUCUUAGAAGAAAAAAAUAAAAGUGAUGCCAAAUAACAA